UUUAAUAUUAGAAUACAUAUGGAAGACAUAGGUGCAUGAAAACGUAACAAUGGGUUGGAUAUUCUUUACCUGGCUUGUUGCCUUAACUCACACAAAGAUUCUUGCUUAAAGAAAUUACAAGCUUUUGUGUAUAUAUCCAACGUCACUGUGCUAAAGACGUUUAUGAAAGUUUCUGUUGAAAGAAGAGUAACAACUAAAAACUCAAAAAAUGGGUGUCAUUAUUGUGAUUGCAAAACGUUUUGAUGCUCUAAUUGGGCCUGGAGUCAUGCUUCUCUAUCCUCUGUAUGCAUCAUUUCGAGCAAUAGAGAGUCCAACGAUGUUAGAUGAUCAACAAUGGCUUACAUAUUGGAUCAUUUACUCCUUAAUAACAAUAUUCGAGCUAUCCGUUUGGAGAAUCCUCGCCUGGCUACCAUUUUGGCCAUACUUGAAGCUUUUGUUCUGUAUGUGGUUGGUGCUACCAAUGUUCAGUGGUGCAGCCUACAUUUACUCCAAUUUUGUUAGACAAUACGUCAAAAUUGGGAUGAAUGUUGGAGGAGGAACGAAUUAUACAGAUGAACAGAGAAGAGUUUUACAGAUGAUGAGUCUUGAUGCUAGAAAAUCGGUCCAAGAUUAUGUCGACCGGUUUGGAUGGGAUUCUGUUGAGAAAGCAAUCAAAGCGGCUGAAAGAGAAACUAGAAAGCAUUGAUGAAAUGGAAGAUCAAGAAUCAAGAAACAUUACUCUUUGGUUUGUAUUUGUAUGUGUAUAGAUUGUAUAGAACAAAACUAUAAUGAAACAAAAAAGAAAAAGAGAUAUAUAUGUUUGAAAAAUUAUGGUGACAAAUUUGUGUUCU
This is a messenger RNA of Arabidopsis lyrata subsp. lyrata, 830 nucleotides long. Its product is annotated as HVA22-like protein f. The record is from RefSeq and is a predicted model, not a curated record. Bases 209 to 685 code for a protein of 158 amino acids. The transcript is spliced from 5 exons. Lineage: Eukaryota; Viridiplantae; Streptophyta; Magnoliopsida; Brassicales; Brassicaceae.